Messenger RNA from Cantharellus anzutake, 380 nucleotides. RefSeq lists its product as uncharacterized. The transcript has a single exon. Lineage: Eukaryota; Fungi; Basidiomycota; Agaricomycetes; Cantharellales; Hydnaceae. The coding region runs from base 35 to 334 and encodes 99 amino acids. The record is from RefSeq and is a predicted model, not a curated record.
CCAAGUGUCCUGGACGGCCUGUUCGGUGAGUUCUAUGCAUUGGCUCCACAAUCGAUGCCAACUUUCCAAACCACUGCACCUUGUAUGGGGGCAUUUUCUACCUCCCGAUCUGGUAACACGCAACAUGGUCAUGUUCUUGGCAGGCCCCCGCUACGCUCCACGUUUGGAAUCAGGAUGCCAAUACGAUAUUGCAGAGUUUUAUAGUCCCAGCGCCCCCUUUCGGCCUGUACGUUGGUCGGUCCUGUUAUCUUUCUGGUUGAUGCUCACAGUCGCAUGCCUCUCUUACGUCGCUUCGUGCUGCCCGGUAGUACCAUCAAUACUGGCACAAGGGUAACCGUGUACUUCGUACUGAUAGACGCUACUGGGUCGACAACGACAAG